CGCACUCAGCCGCUCUCCGCGUCCCAGCGUCCCAGCCGCGGCCCGCGCCCCUCUGUCCCACUCCUCCUCCUCCUCCGCCGCCGCCGCCUUUCUGGGCGCCUCUCGCCCCCUCCCUUCAGCAGCGGCUAGGCUUGGGCUGCGGUCGCCCCCAACCCCUAGUCGGCCACAUCCCCAACUCUCUGGGGUCACUCCUGGGACGCGCGUCCUCGCCCCAUCCUUUCUUCCUUCCUUCCUUCCCCUUGCGCCCGCCCUCGCUCUCCAGGUCUCCGGCCCGGGUCCCGAUUGUCUCCGGCCCCUACUCAGCCCGCGCCUCGCCCUGCCGGGUCUCUUUCUUGCACUUCCUGAGUCGCCCGCCGCCGCAGUCGCGCCGCGCCCGGGAGCCCGAACUCGAGACGCCGCUGCCCAGGCUCCAACCCGCCGCGCCCGGGGAAGGGAAAAGUGGGCGAGCGCGCCCUCGCCCAGCCCCGCGCCCCAGCCCUGCCCGGCGAGGGAGGACCGGGAAGAUGAACAACGGCGUCAAAGCCGAGAAGGAGAACACCCCGAACGAGGCCAACCUUCAGGAGGAAGAGGUCCGGACCCUAUUUGUCAGUGGUCUCCCUCUGGAUAUCAAACCUCGGGAGCUCUAUCUGCUUUUCAGACCAUUUAAGGGCUAUGAGGGUUCUCUUAUAAAGCUCACAUCUAAGCAGCCCGUAGGUUUUGUCAGUUUUGACAGUCGCUCAGAAGCAGAAGCUGCAAAGAAUGCUUUGAAUGGCAUCCGCUUUGAUCCUGAAAUUCCGCAAACACUACGACUAGAGUUUGCAAAGGCAAACACGAAGAUGGCCAAGAACAAACUAGUAGGGACUCCAAACCCCAGUACUCCUCUGCCCAACACUGUACCUCAGUUCAUUGCCAGAGAGCCAUAUGAGCUCACAGUGCCUGCACUUUACCCCAGUAGCCCUGAAGUGUGGGCCCCGUACCCUCUGUACCCAGCGGAGUUAGCGCCUGCUCUACCUCCUCCUGCUUUCACCUAUCCCGCUUCACUGCAUGCCCAGAUGCGCUGGCUCCCUCCUUCCGAGGCUACUUCUCAGGGCUGGAAGUCCCGUCAGUUCUGCUGAAUACUGUGCUUGAAAAAACCCUGCCCAGUUUUGAUCCCUUCAAGACUUUGCCACAGCCUCUAUCACACAUCUGUUUUUCUCGAAGAAAAAAAAUAUAAUAAAAAUGUUUUACUCUUGUACACUGUAUAAUUUUAAGAAAUAGUGUGUUUUUUUGUGAACGCAUGGUCUGACAUACAUUUCUGUACAGUUUGGAGAUAUUUUCAAACGAGACAUAAAAGAUGUCAACAAUAAAACCAAGAGAGUGAGUAUUUUUGUACCAUUUAAGGACGACAGGAUGGCUGAUCUUACACUGGGUAGGACAACAAUUUUUGUGCUUGACUUUUGAAUGCUUGUAAUUAAAAAUAUCUAUUUUUUUCCUCUAAAAUAAGCUGCAUGUUUGAGGCAUGGUUUUAAGUAUCAAAAUUUCCAGAAUUGUAUUGUGAACAUAGAAAUCUGUGCCUGGCCUGAGUCCAGGGUAAAUCAGAAGCGUGACGUUAGAAACAGAAUUGUGCUGUCUUCAGUACGAGGUGUACACUCGCAGCUCUGGCAGGACAUCCCUGCAAGACAAUCAAAGCCUCCAGGAGCUUCUACCAUGGCGGCACAUUCCCAGCUGGGCAAAGAAGCCUUUCCUUGGUACAAAUUCCUGCUCAGAGCGAGCCCUUAAGAAAGCCCUGGCUGCUCCAGAGGAGGCUGUACAAACUGACGCACAGAUGCCUCAUGCCCACUGCAGUGUCUCACUGAGAAGGCGAAACCUCGGCUUGGGAGGCCAGGCUGCCUCAGGAGGGGGCUGGCUUUUGCCCAACCUGCGUGGCUGCGGUGGGCCGCUCAGAGCUCCCAAGUGAUUCCUGAGUCUGGCACCAUGAUGCCAAACGAGCCAUUGAAAACUUGACCUUGCACCCUGUGCGCUCACAGGGACACUACCUACCACACCGGCCCAGAGAGCGGGGGUGCAGCCAGUGGGCGUUCGGAAUGAAUGCUGUGCAGCUCCAAGACGUCUCAAAACCAGAAAGUCAGUCUUGUGUCAGAAGCUGGCACAUUUCCAGUCUGACAGCUCAGUCUCUCCCCCUGUCGUAGAAGAGCCAUGUGCAAAAAUAUACUGAUCCUAAGAAUCACAAUCUUUCUUACUGACCUGCUCACAUUCUGCUGAAGACUUCAUUGUUUUAAUGAUUAUAUGGUUGGUUUUGGGGUUUUUUUGUUUCAUUAUUUUCCAUUAGAAAGAAAGAUGUCAAGAAGCUUUUAAGGUCAUCACAACAAAACCACAGAGAGCCAGGGGAGAGGGGCUGUCACCCUCACAAAAAUGAGGCCGAGUGCACUCGGCGGCGUGGGGCCAGCUGUGUUCUGCCCUGCUUACGCCUUGGGCGCCGCCUGGCUCGCAGUGAGACUUCUGUCCUCUUGUUUCUAAGGAAAACAGCAACUUCCACACAAUCUAUUAUGCUUUUAUAAACUGUUUAAAGGUACUUUUCUAUUGUCCUUUUAAAAAAUAAAGUCCUUAUCCCAGCUGUCA
Rhinolophus ferrumequinum (greater horseshoe bat) is the source of this 2577-nucleotide messenger RNA. RefSeq names its product RNA binding protein, mRNA processing factor (gene RBPMS). NCBI's taxonomy places the organism in Eukaryota, Metazoa, Chordata, Mammalia, Chiroptera, Rhinolophidae. The record is from RefSeq and is a predicted model, not a curated record. The coding region runs from base 504 to 1094 and encodes 196 amino acids. The transcript is spliced from 8 exons. Gene Ontology annotation, molecular function: mRNA binding.